CAUGGCGCCCUCAGCCACCAACACGGAAUGGGAUCACCAAUUCCACACUCUGCGUCGGCAGGAUCUCUUUCGCAAUCCUCCGACCGAUCACUCCGCGUAUCCUGCUCUCCAGCUGGCCGUCAACCCUCACAUUGAGUCCUUCAACGCCAUCUUCCGCGGCGAUGGGAAGCCCGGCCUUCUCGCACACGGCCUGGCAGACAUUGGCACAAAAGUUUUCCUCGAUGGCAACGACCGCGCUGCGCCAGAAGACAGAAACAAGCUUUACAUUCGGAUCAAGGACGUCACUCUGCAGAAGCCACAGGUGCCGCCAUCCAACAAGCUGGCCCUGAACAGAGAAAUCUACCCUGCCGAGUGCAGAGAGAGACACGCCACAUACAGAGGAAAGCUCUCCGCCACUUUCGAGUACAGCAUCAAUGGAGGCGAUGCCAUUGAGUUUACUAGAGAACUUGGCCAGGUUCCUAUCAUGAUCAAGUCAAAUAGGUGCCACCUCGAGGGCAAUUCGCCAGCUUUGCUAGUCUCGCGCAAAGAAGAGUCCGAAGAGCUUGGCGGAUACUUCAUCGUCAACGGAAACGAAAAGAUCAUCCGUUUGCUGCAGGUGAACAAGCGAAACUUCCCGAUGGCUAUCAACCGUCCGAGCUUCACGAAUCGAGGUGCCGGAUACACCACAUACGGUAUCAUUCUCCGAUCAGUACGACCCGAUGAGACGUCUCAGACAAACGUUCUGCAUUAUCUGAAAGACGGAAACGUGACGUUUCGAUUUUCUUGGCGCAAGAACGAGUACCUGAUUCCCGUCAUCAUGAUCUUGAAGGCUCUGGUGGAGACCAACGACCGAGAAAUCUUCGAGGGCCUGAUUGGACCCAUGGGCUCCAAAGCCGCUUCAAACACCUUCCUCACAGACCGAGUGGAACUCUUGUUGAGGACAUACAAAGCAUACCGUCUCUACAGCAAGUCGGAAACCCGGGCUUAUCUGGGCCAGAAGUUCAGAGUGGUCUUGGGUGUUCCGGAAACCAUGUCCGACUACGAGGUGGGAACUGAAUUCCUGCGAAGGAUUGUCUGUGUGCACCUGGGCAACGUCGACGUCACAGAGAAGCAAGAUCUUGACAAGUUCCAUCUGGUUCUGUUCAUGAUCCGGAAGCUGUACGCCCUGGCCGCCGGCGAAUGCGCUGUCGAUAACCCUGAUGCGAUUCAGAACCAGGAAAUUCUUCUUGGUGGAUUCCUCUACGCGCAGAUCUUGAAGGAGAGGCUGGAUGAGUUCCUUGGAACAAGCGUUCGCGCCGCUAUCCGAGACUAUCUGAGAAGACACCCCGCUGUCAACUUCACGUCAGAAGAGUUCCGAAAGGAGUUCCCAGGUGGCAUCUUCAGAAAAUCCAACGAAAACAUUGCCAACGGCCUCGAGUACUUCCUGUCCACCGGCAACCUGGUCAGUGCCUCGGGCCUUGAUCUCCAGCAAACAGCGGGCUUCACUGUGGUGGCGGAGAAGCUCAACUUUUUGCGUUUCAUCAGCCACUUCAGAAUGGUUCACCGUGGUGCCUUCUUCGCCCAGCUCAAGACGACUGCCGUGCGUAAACUGCUGCCAGAGUCCUGGGGCUUCAUGUGCCCUGUCCACACUCCUGAUGGUUCUCCCUGCGGUUUGCUGAACCACAUGGCACACAAGUGCAAGGUCAUGACUGAUCACAUCGACGUGUCCAGCAUCCCUGGGCUGGUCGCUGAGCUGGGUGCUGUCGAGACAUCGUCCGCAUCAACUGAUGAGAGCGUUCCGGUCAUGCUGGAUGGCAAAAUUCUCGGAUGGUGCACUCCAAAGGAGUCGCUUCGCAUCGGUGAUUGUCUGAGAUACUGGAAGGUUGAAGGCUCGCACAACGUCCCUCUCGAGCUUGAGAUUGGAUACGUGCCUCCAUCACACGGCGGCUCAUACCCGGGUCUCUACCUGACAUCUACCCCGUCCAGAAUGGUCCGGCCCGUCAAGUAUCUGCCUCUGCAGAAAGAGGACUUCGUUGGCCCUCACGAGCAGCCUUACAUGUCGAUUGCCGUCGUUCCGCAGGAGAUUGAGUCUGGCGUGUCAACGCACGUCGAGUUUGACCCGACCAACAUGUUGUCUAUCCUUGCCAACAUGACCCCCUUCUCCGAUUUCAACCAGUCCCCUCGAAACAUGUACCAGUGUCAGAUGGGUAAGCAAACCAUGGGAACGCCCGGCACGGCCAUUCGCCACCGAACAGACAACAAGUCAUACAGGAUACAAACGGGCCAGACUCCCAUUGUCCGCGCCCCUCUUCACAACACCUACGGCUUUGACAACUUCCCCAACGGCAUGAACGCUGUUGUUGCCGUCAUUUCAUACACCGGUUACGACAUGGACGAUGCUAUGAUCAUCAACAAGUCUGCUCACGAGAGAGGCUUCGGCCACGGUACGGUGUAUAAGACCAAGAAGAUUACGCUCAAGGAUGACUCGAGGACCAGGGCUGCCAAGAGCGUCGUCAAGAUGUUUGGCUUCGCCCCCCACAGCUUCGUCAGCGCGGCUUACCAGGGCAUGCUCGACGACGAUGGUCUGCCGCACGUGGGCCGGAUGGUCAAGGAGGACGACGUACUAUGCGCAUGGCACACCGUCACGCCAGAUUACAAUGGAAAUCUGGUCAACCUUGACGGAAUCACGCACUACGAAAAGUACAAAGACUCGGAGAUUGGCUUCAUCGAAGAGGUCCGGCUGAUUGGCGCCGAGUCGGGAUCCGAGCCCCUGCAGACCAUCUCCAUCAAGAUCCGCAUCCCCCGUUCUCCCGUCAUCGGUGAUAAGUUCUCAUCCCGACACGGACAGAAGGGUGUCUUGUCACAAAAGUGGCCGGCCGUGGACAUGCCCUUUUCCGAAACGGGCAUCCAGCCGGAUGUCAUCAUUAACCCUCACGCUUUCCCGUCCCGAAUGACAAUUGGCAUGUUCGUGGAGUCGCUGGCCGGAAAGGCUGGUGCUCUCCACGGGCUGGCGCAAGAUUCUACCCCCUUCAGAUUUGACGAGGAGAACACGGCGGCAGACUACUUUGGACACCAGCUCAUGAAGGCCGGAUUCAACUACCACGGAAACGAGCCCAUGUACUCUGGCAUCACAGGAGAGGAACUGGGUGCCGACAUCUACAUCGGCGUCGUUUACUACCAGCGACUGCGUCACAUGGUCAACGACAAGUACCAGGUGCGAACGACCGGUCCGGUGGUGCCCACAACAGGCCAGCCCAUCAAGGGCAGAAAGCGGGGUGGUGGUAUCCGUGUGGGUGAAAUGGAGCGCGACGCCCUGUUGGCGCACGGCACGGCCUUCUUGCUGCAAGACAGACUGCUCAACUGCUCAGACUACACGCGAUCAUGGAUCUGCCGCCGCUGCGGAUCGUUCCUGUCCGUGCAGCCCGUGGUAUCCCAGUUUGCGCCGGGAAAGAAGAAGGCCCCCAGCAUGGUUCGCUGCCGCAACUGUGCCGUCAAGCUCGACGACAGCGAGGGCAUCGACCUGACGGAGAUCCAGGGUGAGAUCUGGGAGGACGGACAGGGCCACUGCUGGGUUGGCGGCGACGAGACGACGCAGGUUGUGGUCCCUGGUGCGCUCAAGUUCUUGGACGUGGAGCUGGCGGCCAUGGGCGUCAAGUUGAAGUACAGGAUAGACAAGUCGGACGAGCCUCGCAAGGGGCCGAUGAAGCCGCUGAAGCAGAUUACAGCUGCCGCUUGAUUAAAAGGGGGUUGUAUAUAUGUGAGAAUGUUGGCUGCAAUGGGUGUUAGAUGCAUAU
Messenger RNA from Trichoderma citrinoviride, 3752 nucleotides. RefSeq names its product beta and beta-prime subunits of DNA dependent RNA-polymerase. Gene Ontology annotation, cellular component: RNA polymerase I complex; nucleus. Lineage: Eukaryota; Fungi; Ascomycota; Sordariomycetes; Hypocreales; Hypocreaceae. Gene Ontology annotation, molecular function: DNA-directed RNA polymerase activity; DNA binding; ribonucleoside binding. The annotation marks the transcript as partial. The record is from RefSeq and is a predicted model, not a curated record. The transcript has 3 exons. Gene Ontology annotation, biological process: DNA-templated transcription.